ACUACUCAGCCAGCCACGACCACUUCCGCUCGGAACACGACAACUUCAACAACUCGCGCCGGCUCCAAUACAACGACGAAAGCCUCCACGACAUCAAGCACAAAGACCAGCAGCUCCACCACCAAAAAGACGACCACAAGCACCACCACGAAGAGCACCACAACCAACCCCAACAUCACCACAAUCGAGACCACCACCCAGAACAACACCAGCAAGAGCACCACCAGCAAGAGCACCACGACAACCACGAGCCGAAAGACCACGACCACCAAGAAGACGACGACCCACCGAACGACCACCAGCAAGAAGUCCACCACGCACGCAAGCACGACCUCAACAACCACCCGCCAUAUGCAGGCGGUUCAGCUGCCCACGGCCGCGCCUGCAGCGUCCGCUGUGCCUGUGGUGACCACCACCUCGGGACCCAGCUUCUUCUACUUGCAG
Molecule: messenger RNA, 444 nt
Organism: Symbiodinium sp. CCMP2592
Lineage: Eukaryota; Dinophyceae; Suessiales; Symbiodiniaceae
Source: the annotation of a GenBank genome assembly